Messenger RNA from Parnassius apollo (apollo), 549 nucleotides. Lineage: Eukaryota; Metazoa; Arthropoda; Insecta; Lepidoptera; Papilionidae. The record is from the annotation of a GenBank genome assembly.
UUGAGUUUUUUGCGAGAUGAAAUUCUACCAAAUGUUACUGAGGGUAAUUUAAGCAGCACUGAAACAAGUAAUCAGAUAAGUAAAGAUUCUAUUGCGAUAGAAGACAUCUCUGUAGAAAAUUCUCAAGAAAAUACAACCGGUCGUGAUGAAGAAGCUUCUAUUCAUCCACAACAAGCUUCUACAUCCUCACAAGGAGCUUCUAUAUCUUCACAAGAAUCUACAUCAUCGCAAGAAGCUUCUACACCUUCAAGAGAAGCUUCUACUUCACAACGGUCAAGGAAAAAGAAAACAGCGAAUGACAUAAGGACUGAAUUUUUAGAAUUGGAAAAGAAAAGGAUAAGACUGUUGGAAAAUGAUUUAUCAAAUCAAAGUAGAAACGAGACUUCUAGACAUGAAAAUAAGUCAGACGACUACUACUUUUUUAUGAGUUUGCUUCCACAAAUGGAAAAAUUCACGCCAGUACAAAAGUAUAGAGUGAGACAAAAAAUUAAUCAAGCUCUUCUAGACGAGAUAAGUGUAAAUGAAGAAAUGUACCCUUCUAAUGAAUAA